This is a messenger RNA of Bombus huntii, 7118 nucleotides long. RefSeq names its product Krueppel homolog 1-like (gene Kr-h1). NCBI's taxonomy places the organism in Eukaryota, Metazoa, Arthropoda, Insecta, Hymenoptera, Apidae. Bases 546 to 2048 code for a protein of 500 amino acids. The transcript has 3 exons. Gene Ontology annotation, molecular function: DNA-binding transcription factor activity, RNA polymerase II-specific; RNA polymerase II cis-regulatory region sequence-specific DNA binding. Gene Ontology annotation, biological process: regulation of transcription by RNA polymerase II. The record is from RefSeq and is a predicted model, not a curated record.
AAUGAAAGAAAAAAUAUAGCUUCUUAAAACAUAAAGUCAACAGUAAUGGUGUAUUAUAUAGUAAAUAAAUUAGUAGGAAAAUAUCUUUGGUAAGUGGUUAAGAUGAUCAUGGUCUUUUUCUAAAUAAACGGAAUGAAAAGGUAGUGAGCGUGACAGGUUCGGUGCGUCGAUAAUACGUUCGGGUCCAUCAUAGGCCCGGUAAAAUCGGGGACGGGCUAAAAUUGCAGGAUGCGUGCGCGUAUUUGAUGCGUGAGCGUGCGUGUACCCACGGGGCGGCGCGUCGCACGAUUCGUGGGCGUUUUUUUAGGAUUUGAAAAGAGUCAAAUGGUGGGGAACGGAGCCGUAUUACCCCAGUGUUUCGAAGCAGCGCGUAAUCAAAGCGUUUAGACACAGUUGCGUUCACACGUAGGACGACGCAACGUCAUACUGUUUCCUUCUUAUCUAUCGCAUGUCGAUCUACCUCACAAGAAUAGUCUUCCACUGUACAAAUAAAUGCUUUAUUGUUAUUGUUAUUAUUCUACAGAUUGAUACGUUCGUAGCGAAGAAUGGUGAGUUACUAUCAAGCGAAACAGAUGACAAAUUCGACGAGUAUGUCGGUCAACAACGAGAUAUCAACCGUGGAGCCAGUAAACCCGGUGAAAAGUCUCGUAUGUAGUCCGGAUUUGAGCGUGUUCACACCAGCGUGCAGUGGCGAGACUCUAUCGGCAAACGUCGAGGAGAAGACGUACCAGUGUUUGCUGUGUCAAAAGGUUUUUAAUCAGAAGAGUUUGUAUCAGAGCCACCUCCGUUCGCACGGUAAAGAAGGCGAAGAUCCUUACCGAUGCAAUAUUUGCGGGAAAACUUUUGCGGUACCUGCGCGAUUGACUAGACAUUAUCGUACGCAUACUGGUGAAAAACCGUACAGAUGCGAAUUUUGUGGUAAAUCGUUUUCCGUAAAAGAGAAUUUAAGCGUGCAUCGUCGUAUACAUACGAAAGAAAAGCCUUAUAAGUGUGGUGUGUGCGAACGUGCAUUUGAACAUAGUGGUAAGCUGCAUCGACAUAUGCGAAUUCACACCGGAGAACGGCCACACAAGUGUACAGUCUGCUCGAAAACGUUCAUUCAAAGCGGACAGUUGGUAAUACACAUGCGCACGCAUACCGGGGAAAAACCAUACGUUUGCAAGUCCUGUGGCAAGGGAUUUACAUGCUCUAAGCAACUGAAGGUACAUACCCGCACGCACACCGGGGAGAAACCUUACACUUGCGACAUCUGUGGUAAAGCCUUCGGUUACAACCAUGUCCUCAAAUUGCAUCAGGUUGCCCACUAUGGUGAAAAAGUUUAUAAGUGCACACUAUGUCAUGAGACGUUUGGUUCAAAGAAGACAAUGGAGUUACACAUUAAAACACAUUCAGACUCAUCGGUCACUGGUUCUCCUCGGGACUCACCAAUUGAGCCAGAGAUUGAGAUCUCGCAGGCAAAUAGUGUAGGCACUGCUAGUGACAAGGAGAACUGCAAGACUGAAGAGCCAAUUGAUGAUGCUGCUGCUUAUGACGACGCUCCACGAGAAUUUCCUUAUUACAUGUAUUCCAGAGAGCAGUAUUCACAACCGCUUCUGAUGCCUAGUGAAGAUAGAGCUUUUCAAACGACGUCUGUAGUCCCUGUAGAACAGUCUCACUUGUUUCUGUAUCCUGAGGUUUCUCCAACAUACACUGGUCUUGGAAUUCAAAGCAACGAAUUUGUCAGUGACUGCUCGUCUCUUCUCAAUUUACCAGGGAACGACGCUCGUAGAAGAGUAGAGGCUGCACUAGAAGCAGUCGAAGAAGAAAGACAGAGGGAGUAUGGCAUCAGGAUUGAAAGAGAACCGAUUUUAACUCCUCCAAGUAGCAAUCCCGUAAGUCCUGUUCCUUCGCCGGAUCCUCUCGAUUUGGCAAUUCCAGUACGAGAAACGUUAAUUCUCCCACCAAGAAAACGGUGUAAAAUGAUCCUGGAGUCAAUGGAAAGUGAGAGAAAUGGUCUUAUCGCCUCUCAAAGACAGAACUCUGUUAUCCAAUUUGCAAAAGCAUCAUAGUGCAAGAUGUGGAAGGAAUUGAUUCUGAACCAGUGAUAAUUUCAUAGACGGUGAGACAUAAUCUAAGUUUUGUGAGGAGGUAUAAAGAACUAGAUAAUAGAGGUGUGCGGUUAUGCCUAUGUUCAGCAACGGAACAAACCUCUUGAUAAAUGAAAUCGGACGGCUUCUUGGCACACUCGUUUUGCCCGAAUGUUUCGGGAUAAGCAUGAACUGACAGUAUUGCUUUGCAUCGGUUCGACAGAAGAUCGACUCAAAAGCCCGAUAGAUCCAGCUAUGUAUUAAGAGGAGAUUGAUAAACAUGUUUUUUGUAUGCUAAUUUAAAACUGUAAAGCAUUUGGUUUUUUCAUAUAGAGUUUGUAGCAAACAGCGUGCUUUUAGUCGUUUAUACUUGUUUUAUUUUAACCUUAUACUUUAUUUUUUAUGUAAAGUCAUUGAAAUAUUUUGUAAUUAACUUAAAAUCAUUGUUAAAGUAAAAAGAAUCUUUCUUCCAAAUUUUCCAAAUAUAAUAUUUAUUCAUUUAAGAUUUAUCAUCACCGUUUCUUUCCAUUUCCUUUUAAUACGUAGUUGAAUGUAUCGGGCUCUGAAACCAAUCCUGUCCGACUUUUGCCUAGCCGAUCAAAAGCGAUACUGCCCGUUCAUGCUUAUUCCGAAACAUUUCGGAAUCCGAGCAAAACGGGUGUAGUGAGUCCCGCUCGAAAUUCUUUUUUUUGUUGGUCCGUUUUAAAGUUCGGAACAUGUUCGAGACGAUCCGCACAUCUCUACGAGAUAUACAUUCAGAGUAGUAAUGGGCUGAAAAAAUUCAGAUAACUAAUGUUACAAAUUACUGAAGAACUUGUUGAGCUUUUAAUUGUCUUAACAAACUUUGAAUUUUGGAGUAUAACGAUUAAAAUAUGACUAAUAGAAAUAAUUUUAAUGCACUGAUAAAAUAUUUCAAUACUGUUACAACAAAUUCAAAGAUUUUAAGACUCUUAAAUCUUACAUUAUAUUGAAAUAAGAUAGACAUUUAAGAGAAAGAUGAAAAAAUGCCCAUUGCUAACUGAUUAAAGAACUUUGUGCUGCGGGAAUGAUAGAGUUAUCUUGCAGUGGAAUUUCACUGCGGUAUUAUACGAUCUGAGUUAAUUGUUUUUAUACCGAGUAUUUUCUGAAUAUUUUGGGGUUUUCUUCAAACAUUCAAAUACUUUUUCAAAACGAAGUACAAAGAAUAAGAAAUUGAUGGAAAUAAUUUUUCUAAUAGAGUCGUAUUUAAUUUUUGCGACUGACAAGAAACAUUUAAUUAGUAAUCGAACUGACAAUAACUUUUCUUACAUUUUGAACUGUGAAAGUUUGAAGAAAGUCGAAAAUUAUAUCGGAAAAUAUACUUUACAAGCCUUAAAUGAACCAAUAGAAAAACGUCCAGUAAUUUUACCACUUGAAAAAGUAAUUCUGAAAACUUUGCAGUCUAAUAAGAGUAUGAUACAGUGGCCUCAUUACAUUCGCAGAUUCAACUGGUUCCGAGAACUGUUUACACGUGCCUCAGGGUAAACAUCGUAACACACUUAGAGCUCGCCAGCAGAUCAUCUAUUACUUAUAAACUGCCAAAGGAUAUAAAGGAAAUGCUAGCUCUUUUCGUACUAUCGCAAGCUAUUUGGAACAUUUUUGACAAGAAUAAUAUCAGAAAAGGAUUCCCAUUCAGAACUGCAUUAGCUGAACAUUAUGAAUCUAAAAAUUGUAUAACUUACAAUGUUAAAUGAUUUUAUUUUAUUUUUAAAAACGCCGAAAUUCUGCGUUAUAAAGAAUGAGAUCGUUCGUUCUACUUUCUUCAAUAUAAUAUGCGUAGCUGGCGUGCUCAGUGUAAUUUUUCGUAUUUCACGUUAUAUAAUAUAUAUAGAUAUGUGUGUGUGCGUGUGCAUAUAUGUAUGUACAUCAUUGAAUUGUAACGAAUUAGUGUAAAAGUAAUGAAGAUCGUGCAGGUCACCGUGGCAGAACUAGCAUCAUCGUUAUAGAGGGCUUAGAACGAUCGUAAUCGGGAGAAUUUUUAGAUUUUAUUUUAACUUUUGUUGUACAAAAAAAAAGUACAAAAAUAUUUGACACAAAGAGUAUAAAUAAUACGAUUAACCUAUUAUAAUAUUUCUAAAAGUCAACCAAUUCAAAUUCUGAACAAAUGAAUUCAAAUAAAUUAUUUAAUCUUUUUGAUAUUGAUAAAUUAUAAUUUAAAAUUUUAUCCAGAUUUUAAAAAUUUGAGAUAAACAAUCGAACGUAUCGACUAUUUGCGAAGCCUACGCCACUGUUACCAAAAAUGAAUCGUUUUCUUCCUCCAAGUAAUUUAUUCCUUUUUUCUGGAGGUUAAAUUAAAAUGUUAUGCGUGUUUGCUAUAUUAUAAGGUUUUCUAUAUCCAACGUUUACGCGAAGAUCAAAGAUUUAAAUUUCUUGCCAAAACUAACAAGACUGAUACCAGUCUAAAGAAAAAUUUUCUUUGCAUAAACAAAUUUCCAACUACGUAUUAAUACGAUGCGAUAAAAGUGAUAUUAAAAUAUGUUAUUGCUCAAUUUCGUCAUCAUUAGUCUCGUAAUGUUUGUUUAAACAAACUGUUUAAAUCAUCCUUAUUAAUGAUUUAUCAUUGCAUUGAAAGCGAACAGGAAAUACAUUGAAGGCACUGUACAAAUUCAAUUUACAUACUUUCAUAAAUGAUUACUUUUAAUUCCAAAAUGCGCUUCCAGAUGGCGCUAGUUUGCUGUCACAAAUUGCUAACAAUAUUUAAUCCUGUAAUAAUUGGUAUAUUAAUAUCUUGCAGUUUAUUCUUUUCUUUAUUUCUUAACAAAUGUAUACAAAUGAUGAAUUGCUUUAAAUUCCUUUGUAAUCCAUUUGCAGUUACUGGUCUGUUUUACAAAUUUAUUGAAAUUUCAAUGUAUUUAUAUUAUCAGUAUCUUUGGUGUAUUAAUUCUUCAAUAUUGACUAUAUUAAGGCCUCUGUCGAUACAGUAGUUUCUGUACAGCAGCUGUCCGUGAAAAAAAUAGAUUCAAUUUAGAACAAAACACUUUACUUGUGUUUCUAUAUAUCUAUUAUGAUAGAAGAAAGCAUAACAAAAGGUUCAACUAUCUGUUUCGUUAAACCAUCAGGAUCCGCAAAUAUGAUUGUAGAAGCACACUAAUUUCAAGUACAAAAGCAUUGAGUCAAAUUCAAGAUUCAACAAUCUUAUAAAAAAAAAGAAAAAAAAAGAAUUAAUAUUAUAUAUGUAUAUUUAAUUCCCAAUGAGUAGUAUUGACUACCUUAAGAGGCUUAGUUUUAAUGAAACAGAUCUUACUGGAAUAUAACUGAUCAAAGUUCUCACUGUGAGAGUGGAGCUGGUAAGGAAGAAAGUACCAAACUCAUUAUUAAAAACUUCAUUAUGCCAGAGUAUCGAGAGGAGCUAUGCUCACUGCCAGUACAAGUAUGUCUGUGUAUACAACACAUACGAGUUUAAUAUUAAAUAUUAAAUUGUAUCGUCACAAUUUACAAUUUGAAGCCAUUUGUAUUUACAUUUGGCAUCGCUCCAGUAUGGCAUACGGAAUGUUUUAUAAAUUGUGAAAUAAUUUAAUGGUAGAUUUCGCGAAAUGCAUCAAAUAAGCGACAGCGUAAUAAUGUUAAUAAUAUUAAAUAAAUUUAACAAAAAAAUAAAUUACACACGAAGUUUGAAUCUGUAUUUAUAGCCGAAUUUGAUAUUAUCAUUUUUAUUGUAACAUUCUGAAGUUCGCUUCAAAAAUAUUAUAGUUCAUAAAAUUUUAUUAUGGUCUUAUUAUAAAAAGCGUUUUAACAUUAUUAAAAUUAAAUGUACUUUGCGUUUAAAUCUACCACUAAUUAUCGAUCUGUGGUUUAUAAAACAGCUUGAGUAUACACUGAGCCAUGUUUAUAUUAAUAAGUAAUGUAAUAUUUAUAUAGGAGCUCAUGUAUAUUACACCUUUUCCUUUUCUUCUUUUUUUUUUUUUUUUUUUUUUUUUUACGAGAAUGAUUCGACACGUGGCCUAUUCCUAUUUUUUAAGACGUUGAAACUUUUUGUUGUGUGCGAAUUAUAUUCUCAUUUAUUAUAUAAAUCACGCAUGACAUGAAUUUUAUGUGCAAUUGUAUAUUUAAGUUUUCUGGGGCGAUUCGAUUAGCGCUUCCCUUUCUUCAUUGUUUUAUUAACUCUCAGUAAACAUGUUUUUAACUAAGAAAAUACUCGAGUGUAUUGUUAGAAAUUUUAAUGAUUGUUAUUAUUGUUGAUUUCGAAGCGCUUGAAAUUAGCUUACCAUAAAAAUUCGUUUUUCAUUAAGUCAUCGAGCAUAGGCCACGUGAGAGUAUAUGGAGAAAGAAAAUGGAUGCGAAUUGUUAAGUAUUACGAUGAUGAUAAGAAAUAGAUUGAAAUGUGCAGAGACAGCUCUAGUGUAAUAUUAUGAUUAUCUGUUAUUACUUAUUAUUUUUAAGAUAUACAAAUACAUGCCAAAUGGGAUAUGUUUUAUCCCAUUAUCUCGAGCGUGUGGAACUGAUUACACAUAAAGAAAAAGAAAGAAAAGAGUUUUGUAGAGAUUCAUUUAUACAAGAUACUUUCAAUAAGAACAGAAGAGUACAUUUGUAUAAGAGUCCAAAAGGAACGAAUGUAUUUUUUCGUUUCUCGCGCCCUCAUUGAUCGAUCAAUAAAGUAGAAAACGUAUAAUAAUAAAAUAUCAGUGUUCAUUACGAAUUAACAAAGAUAGAAACAAUGACAGAGAGAUCAGCGCGCGUGAAACUGAAAAAUAAAUAUCCUUUCAAAAAUUACUCGCUGCAAUAAUUUUAAUUGCAAUUAAUUUUAAGUCGAGGCAUCAUCCUUCGUUAUUUUUUGCAUCGACAAGAAUUUCCAGAGGUCAGAAAUUUUCCGAUAAUUGAUAGGCACUAAUAAUUGUAUUUUCUUGUUUUACUCCGCCAAAGUGCGUACGAAUAAUUUCAUAGUCAGCCUUCGACAGGAAAUAUAUUUAUUUAUUUAAUAUAUGUAGCUAUAUCUAUAUAUUAUUUAUAUAUGUAUUUUUUUUGCCGUAUGUCGGAACAAACUUUCGUGUAUUCACUGCAUUAAAAUAUAUUCUAUCGUAAAUGUUGUUUUUGGAA